Pogona vitticeps (central bearded dragon) is the source of this 5210-nucleotide messenger RNA. Lineage: Eukaryota; Metazoa; Chordata; Lepidosauria; Squamata; Agamidae. The record is from RefSeq and is a predicted model, not a curated record.
CUCCCCGGCCGUCGCGGGAAGAUGACGUCCGGCGUCGGCGCUGGGGGGCGAGAGGCGGGGCCGGCGAUGGGUCUCGCUGAGGAGGAAGGAGGGGGGCGACGGCGGCGAAGGCUCUGAGGCGGCCGUUGACGGCGACCUUUUCCCGGUCGAGAGAGAGGGACCCCCCACCCUUCUCCAUCCCCGCCCUGCCCGGACGAAGCUCCGGCAGGGCUGGUUAGCGGUGGCCGCUAAGAAGAAAGACAGACAGAAGUUCUCAAGAUGAGCAGAAAGCCUCCAAAUCGUCCUGGUAUUACUUUUGAAAUUGGUGCUCGCUUGGAGGCACUGGACUACCUGCAGAAAUGGUAUCCUUCACGCAUUGAGAAAAUAGACUAUGAAGAGGGGAGGAUGCUUGUCCACUUUGAGCGCUGGAGUCAUCGUUAUGAUGAAUGGAUUUACUGGGACAGCAAUCGGUUGCGCCCCCUUGAACGGCCAUCACUGAGGAAAGAAGGUCUAAAAGAUGAUGAUGAGUUUAUUGAUUUUAAACCUGGAGAAGAAGUUCUGGCUCGUUGGACAGAUUGUCGAUAUUAUCCUGCAAAGAUAGAAGCGAUUAACAAAGAAGGAACCUUCACUGUACAGUUUUAUGAUGGAGUGAUUCGUUGUCUUAAAAAAAUGCAUAUCAAAUCCAUGCCAGAAGAUGCCAAAGGGCAGGCGCGGGAGAGGCAGCAGAUAGCACCGGAGCUGAGAUUAGUGACGGAUAACGAGCAACAUGAAGACUGGAUAGCUUUGGUCAAAGCUGCAGCAGUGGCAGCAGCCAAAAAUAAAGCAGGAGUUAAACCACGGACCAGCGCAAACAGCAAUAAAGACAAGGAGGAGAGAAAGUGGUUUAAAGUACCUUCAAAGAAGGAAGAGACGUCAACGUCCACAAUUGUUCAGGAGGUCCAGAAGAAGGAAGAACAGCCAACGUCUAGUGAGACAUUUGGAUUCCCUCUAGUGGAUGUCCCAAAGAUUGCCUUUGUCCAGGCAGAAAAUGCAUUAGCACACAAGAGGAAAAAUAACUUGGGCAAUUCUUUUCAGGCAAAGAGGGCUCGUCUUAACAAGAUCACUGGUUUGUUGGCAUCCAAAGCUGUAAGCGCUGAUGGUGCUGAAAAAAAGGAAGACUGCAAACAAGCAGCUCCAGUCUUGGAGCAGGAGAUAUCACCUAAGCCUCAAAGUCAGAAAAAAAAUGAAGCUGAUAUUAGCAGUUCUGCCAACAUUCAGAAAUCGGCACUGUUGCCCUCAACUUUGUCUUCAGGAAAGUCUCGCAGCAAGAAAUGCAAACAAGAAUCUGGAGAUUCUGCAGGGUGUAUAAAGCCCCUUAAAUCACCAAUUUCCCCAGAGUUAAUACAAGUGGAGGAUUUGACCCUGGUCUCCCAGCUUCCUUCUUCUGUGAUAAAUAAAACUAGUCCAUCAGUCCAUGAGUACAGUACUCUUAGACCCUUCAAAAAUAACAAGCGGAGACGAAUAUUUCAGUGCUUAGUGAUUGGCUUAUUGCCUCAUGAUACUCUAGACAAAGUUCCUUCUCCCUCUCCAGUCACUGAUGGAAAAAUGUUCUCCAUCAAUGUCCCAAACCAACUGCAAGCAUUACUGGAGGUUCCCAGUGUUGCUCACGUGUCACUUGAGAAGCGUGGACUGUGUUUCCCUCUUGACCUAAGCCGUAACCUGGAUGUUCCAGCAUUGUUAACUGCGGAGACUGCUUUCCGUAGUGGAUACAUCAGUAAAGAGAAGGAUGAUAACCGUAUGAUACUGUAUCAUUCUUCGAAAGUAUUAACUGAUGGCAAAGUAGCCCCCAUGGCAUCAGGAACAGUGAAAACGGAAAGAAGGACAAAACUGGAGGAGAAAUGCCCGUCUUUACUUGGUAAAAAGAAGGAGAAAGAUAAAGAAAGAAAAGAAAAGAAGGAAAAGGAUCAUAAGUCCAAACAGAAGAAGAAGAAGAAAAAGAAGAAGAAAUCAAAACAACAUGAUUAUUCAGAUUUCGAAGAUAGUUCUCUCGAGUAUUUGGACAGGUGCUCGUCUCCACUCACCAGGUCUUCGGGGAGUUCUUUGACACUACGAAGCACAGUGACAGAGAAGAACACAUCUUGUCAAUAUCCAAGGGCUAUUCUGUCUGUCGACCUUAGUGGCGAAAACCUUUCUGAUAUGGAGUUCUUGGAUGACUCUUCUACGGAGAGUUUGCUGCUGAGUGGAGAUGAAUAUCAUCAGGACUUUGAUUCAACCAAUUUUGAAGAAUCUCAGGAUGAAGAAGAUACUCUCAAUGAAAUUGUCAGGUGUAUCUGCGAAAUGGAUGAAGAAAAUGGCUUCAUGAUUCAGUGUGAAGAAUGCCUGUGCUGGCAACACAGUGUGUGUAUGGGAUUGUUUGAAGACAGCAUUCCCGAGCAGUACAUCUGCUACAUUUGCAGGGACCCGCCUGGUCAGAGAUGGAGUGCCAAAUAUCUCUACGAUAAAGACUGGUUGAAUAAUGGCCACAUGUGUGGUCUAUCAUUCUUAAAAGAGAACUAUUCUCAUUUAAAUGCCAAAAAGAUAGUGUCAACACACCACCUCCUGGCUGAUGUUUAUGGUGUUACUGAAAUCCUGCGUGGGCUUCAGUUGAAGAUUGGGAUCCUGAAGAAUAAGCAUCACCCUGACCUUCAGCUGUGGGCUUGUGCAGGUGUGAGGAAGGAUCAAGACCAAAAAACUCUUGGAGUAGAAAGAAGGGUACUGGCUGUGCCAGAUACCACUAACCCCCCUGAAAGGACGUGUUAUGGUCAAAACCAUAAACAGCCCCCUAGUUUACCCCAGAAGAAAGAAGAAACAUACAUUACAAGUGAACACAGUUACCAGAAACCCCAGAGUUUUGGUUCGGAUUGCAGAUUGGUGAUGGGUCCCAUGAGCUCAGAUGAAGACGAUGCCAGCAGUUUUGAGGAUGAUCAGGAAAUUCUUUUAGAGGACAAAAACUGUUUGCAAUAUACAUCUAAAGAAGAUGGUUUCCGCCAUCAGAGGCAUUCUGCUGAAGGGAACACUGUGUUUGUAUUUAAUGAGAAAAGAGGCACCGAAGAACAUGUGGACUCUCGGCUUCAGUGGCAGCUAAACCUCCUCACCCACAUAGAGAAUGUACAGAACGAAGUCACAAAUAGGAUGGAUCUGAUUGAAAAGGAAGUGGAUGUAUUAGAAAGUUGGCUUGACUUCACUGGAGAACUGGAGCCUCCCGAUCCACUCGCACGACUGCCUCAGCUCAAGCGCCGAAUCAAGCAGCUCAUAUCAGACAUGGGGAAAGUCCAGCAGAUAGCGACCCUUUGUUCAGUAUGACAAAAGGAAGGGCGAGGGAUACAAGUAGACUGUCAUAAUGAGUUUCGUAGGAUCCACAAGACUGUUGAAAGGGUAGUUUAUCAAAAGAUGUCUGAACGCGACUCCUUGCUCUGUGCUGGCUCUCUCAGGAUGCUGAAGAUCUAGAGGAAAGAAAGAAGAAAACUGCAGCCAUCCAACCAAUAAGAUCUGCAAGCUGGUGAAACCAAUGCUGUGAUUGCUUCUUCUUCUUCUCUCUCUUUCUCUCUCUAUAUUAUAUACAGUGAUGCAGAAAUCUCUACAAAGAAAUGUUUUAUAUGUUUUUACAGACUGUGCUAGGGGUGAAACCCUCAAAACUAUUGAGUUGUUUAAAUGCCUGCUAAAGUAAGCUGCAUUGGAUGAAGGAAUGAAUUGCAAUGUUUCCUUUCAGCGCUGAUCUAAGAACAUCUUCCUGCUGGUUAUCUCGAAGGAUGGAAAAUUGAACCAAUGCCUAUUUUGUCCUUGUGUGGCGGAUAUGACAAAUAGUAGCUUUCUUUCUUUUUUUAAAAACAAGACUUUUCUGCGGUGGCCUCUCCAUGAAUAUUAUUUUUCUAACAAAAUCUUCCCUGCGUCUGUGCUCCUUCUUAGAAAAAAUGGGAGGAGGAGGAGGAGAAGUGCCAAAUAACACUUUCAGAAACCACUGAAAACAAGAGCAUGCAUCACUUGGAAGUGUGUUUCUCUUUUCUUCCCAGGCCCCACCUCUCAGCAGAAUCCUCAGUAUAUCUGCCGGCGAGCUAUUCCGAAGUGUACCUAGUUCAGCCUUGUGUCAGCCAAAAUUGAAAUGUCCACCAUCUCACUUUGAAGGUUCUUCAACCAUUCUUAGAUUUCGUAAACAUGCCCGGAAUUGAACUGAUUAACGUUAGCACUCUGGAAGUAUUCAUUAUCCUCAGCUGGAUUGAGGAAUGACAAUGAGCAUCCAAAAUGCCGGUGGUUGGCAAUCAAAUAAGGCCACAUCUAAUGUUUAACAUUUCUAAGACUCCUUUGGGGAGGGGGAAUCAUAAAUGGAAUUUUUUUUGGAGGGGGGGAGGGGAGAAACAUGCAGAAAACUCCCUGUGAGGUAGACUGGGUUGUACAUCAUAGCACUUGGAAUGGCUGAGCACUACUUUUGCCCUUGUCCAAAUUAAAAAAAAAAUCCCACACUGUCUGGAACAUGGAGUGACCUUCUGGGUCGCUCCCCAUCAUGAAAUCAUUGUUUGGAGAUCACUCCCUUCUAAAGUGGCUAUAAUGAAAACCCAUUAUCUGUUAGAAGCAUUCAGUUCUCAUUUGGGCAAAGCUAUGUAAAACCAAAGUCAACCUAGUUGCCGUUUUUUUUAAAGAAAAGUUUCUGGACCAGGUCCAGAUUCAUUUUACCUUUGUUGGUCUGCAUUCUUGCUGUACCCAGUGGUAUAAUUCACAUAUUACAACAUAUGCAUGUAUGUGUGUGAAAGGCACAUGCGCAUACUGCAUUCUAGACAGAUUUCUAUUGGCAAGUCUAGUUUUAUUACAAUAGACGUCAGAUCUUGGUGACAAAAUAUUUAUAAAAUGUUACCUUUUAACAAACAAUUUCUAAAAGAAGAAAGAAGAUGGAAAUAAUGUAUGUACAGGUUUUGAAAUUUGUAAAAAAAAUAAAAUAAAUUUUUUUUUAAAAAAAAAUGAAAAAUAUUGACUGUUCCAGAAGAGUGAAGACAGCACAAAAUACUUGAACUCUUUAUGCCUCCAUAGAUGACUUUUUCAGUGCUGGCGAUCUGUAUAGAAAAGUAUGGGAAGUGUGUGAUGAGCAGUAAACUUGAAGCUCCCCUUGGAUUAGAGUACAAGCCACUGUACAUUACAAAUGUAUUUAAAUUUGCAGAUACACUGUUCUAUAUGUAAGGUACUGUAUGUAAAGCUGUUUAUUAAACAAUUCUGCAUAUUCUUCA